AUGACCAGAGUUUGGUGUGUUGCUGAAGAGCAGGCCCAUACCACGGCAACAUGGCAAUUUGGUGUUUCGGUUUGGGAAAAAGCCACGCCCAGUCAGUCGGUGGCAAGGGGCAACGGUGGUGGCAGGCCCGCCGGCCUUCUCACGCAAGGGAGAGAACAUCGAAUGCCGCAUGCGAACCCUGAAGCAUACGCCAUUCUGAAAAGUGCCGAGCGGAACUUUGCGUGUGGGGAUGAAUGCCAGUCUGUCAGAGACGGAGAGAAAACUCAAAAGUUGGAAGAGUUCCGAGGCGAGACUGUUCCUGUCUCCUUGCGGUUGCACUCUUCAGGAGGUGCGCCUGUGAGAAAUGGCGUCGCUGGGCUCGUGGCUCUGGUGAAAUUAUCGGGGGGUCAUGAUGGAAUGGGCAUGGUCGCAAGGGUGAUAACAGAGACGAGAUAUCGAAAGGGAGAGGUAGACGAAAAGGGACGAUGCGAUGGAAAAAGGCGGCCGGAGAAGACGACGACGACGACAGGAUGCAGAGUGGCAGACAGGGUUUAUUGUUUGCUGGGGAGUGGAGGUGGGCGCGGUGGACCAGGGACACUAGACUGUCCGGGCCCCUCCACCCCAAAAUUUCCCUUCCAGAGCGACGUCGAGGUUGGUCAGCACCAUAGGCAUCAACAGCACCCCAAGGCACCCAAACCACCAAAAGCCUCACCCAAAAGCCUCAUCGCAGCACCUCAGCAGGCACCAUCCCCAUCCCCCAUCCACAUCCACAACCACGCGCGCCUUCCACGCACUGCACUGCAUUCCCGCCUCGCACCUGGCUGGCACUGCGCGCCUUUUUCUUUCUUCUCACGACUCGACGCUUAUUUCUUGCAACAGCAGCUUUUGCGACCAUUCGGCACCACACCCCAACGAUCCACGACGCGCCUACGCAUCACGCCUUGCAUCGAGAUUUUACGUGUUCACGCUGCUUUCUCGCACUCCAUCUUUCAUUACCGCAACCUGCAACAAGCUCCAAAUCAACGCGGCGAUUUCCAACCUGCACCUGGACGGGAUCGCGAUUUGCAUCCGGCCCCAUCGCCGUUACCCGCUUUCUCAAUUUCGGUACGUACUGGCUUCGUACAGUCCGCGUUUCUUUCAUUUCCCCGUUAUGCUCAUAUCCACCCCAAACCUUGCACCGUUUCUGCCAAUCCUAACUUGCCAUUGGGCGUUUCGGUCCGGCGCGUCCUCUAUCGCAUCUACCUGCACUUCACUUCACUAUCGAGAUCACCUCAUCCAAUAUGUUACUCCACCAACUGCCAUGAUUCAGUUUCUACCCCAGACUGCAUCAUCUCUGUUUGGGCACGGGAAGAAGUUCAGUCUGAUGAUGAAACUCUCAUCAAAUACAUCUUAAUUCAAAAUGGCGUCGAGUCUAACCACAUGACAUCGCUCUUUAGUAGCAACCCUACAGAAAUCUUGAUGUCUGCCUCUUCUGGGUUCGGCUCAGCUGAGGAUGCAGUUCUGAUGAUGCCCGUGUUGAGCGAGCUUGAUAUUCAGUCUAACAAGAGACUGAUUCUCGAAACGGGCAGCACCCGUCUGAUUCGUGACACCGCUGUCAACCAACUUGCCGACUGGCAGAAGCAGCAUCCCGAUGAACUUUUCAACCUUCUUUCCAGAGUAGUACCUUACCUUCGGCACAAGGACUGGGAGACACGCUCCACAGCAGCCAAAGCUAUAGGCAAAAUCACCGAGAAUGCACCCCUGUACGACCCUAACGAGGAUGAGGACUUUGCGCCAGUCAAGAAGGAUGAGCCGGAAGAGAAUGGUCACGUAAAAAAGGAGGAGGAAAAGGAUGCUACCUCUUUCUCUUCCAGCGAGCUCCUCAAAUUGGGGUCGCUCAAUGUAGAGCACAUUAUCAAAUUUGGUCGCCAACUUCUGAGAGGCGGCAAUAUCGAGUAUGCUCUGGCAUCAUUGGAUCCCCCAGCACGGCUGGCACACCAAAAGAAGACUCUCAAUGGACGACUUGGCCUGUUGGGCAGGGUUUUCGAGGACGCCGAGAUGCCCGUCCUUGUUGAAAAGGAACCCAGCCCUCUUACUCCGCAAGAGUCAGCAAAUGGCCACAACGGCACCAAGGAGAGUACCACCUCCCACGGUCAAAGCCAGCCGGCAGAGGAAGCUGGCUUGAGCUCUCGGCAACUCAACGUCCUCAAGAGGAAGCGCAAGAGAGAGUUGCAAAAGGCUGCCCAGGGGAAAGGGGGAUUUGGAGAUUUGACCAUGAGAAGGACAACCACAGCAGGGUCCGAAGGCUUCGACGAAACACCAGCAGCAGAUGCCGACGCGAAGCAGAAGAACGGCAAGGUUAACGACUACUUCAACUUGGACAGACCGGCGGACGUCGACGAGGAAUCAAAGGUUGUCAGCGAAUUCAAGGGACAAGUAAUACCGAUCAAGUCUGAAAUCGAGGUUGAUGAGACCAUGGAGGGUGCUGAGUGGCCCUACGACAGAUUAUGCGAUUUCCUCAAGGUCGAUCUUUUUGACCCUUCCUGGGAGACUCGCCAUGGAGCUGCGAUGGGUAUUCGGGAGGUGAUUCGUGUCCACGGAGGUGGGGCUGGCAGGGUUCGUUCAAAGUCACGGGCUGAAAAUGAUCGCUUGAACCAGGCUUGGUUGGAUGAUCUGGCCUGCCGGCUCUGCUGCGUCCUAAUGCUGGAUAGAUUUACCGACUACAGUUCUGAUACCUCGGUCGCGCCGAUUCGCGAAACUAUCGGUCAAUCUCUCGGAUCGGUCCUUCGCCAUAUCCCGGCAGAAUCUGUUCACGGCAUCUACAAGAUUCUCUAUCAAAUGGUCAUGCAGGAUGAUCUCCAGCUCGACAUGCUUCAGUGGUCUGUCUGCCACGGUGGAAUGGUUGGACUGAGAUACGUCGUUGCGGUUAGGAAGGACCUGCUGUUGGAGGACAGUAAGAUGAUCGAUGGCGUUGUUCGGCUGGUCAUGAAGGGCCUGGAGGAGCAUGACGACGACGUCAGAGCAGUGAGCGCUGCGACUUUGCUCCCCAUGACCAAGGAGUUCGUCACAUUACGACCUGGGUCUAUCGAUAGCCUCAUCAACAUCAUGUGGGGCAGUUUGGCCGACCUUGGUGACGAUCUCAGUGCUAGCACUGGUAAGAUCAUGGAUUUACUUGCGACACUCUGCAGCUAUCCCGAGGUCCUGCAGGCCAUGGAGACGUCCGCCGCACAAGACGAGGAGCGUUCUUUUACCUUGCUGGUGCCGCGCUUGUACCCCUUCCUUCGACACACCAUCACUUCCGUCCGCUUAGCUGUGCUGAAGGCGUUGAUGACAUUCGCAAAUUUGGGAGCUGAGAACUCUCGAGGCUGGCUCAAUGGAAGAAUUUUACGACUCAUCUUCCAGAACGUCUUGGUUGAAAGGGACAGAGAAACACUGGCAAUGUCUUUGGACGUUUGGACAGCUUUGGUUCGCUCACUUGCACAGACGCCCGAGAUUCUUGCCGACGAGUUCGCCGCUCACGUCGAGCCUCUGAUGAGACUCACGCUGCAUCCCAUUGGUGUGUCCCGGCAUCCCUUGCCCAUGCCCGCCCAUCUAUUCCAAAAGCCAUCAGGCGGCACGUAUGCACCUGUCGCCGUCACACCCGCCCGCAAGGCCUCAUCCCCCGACGGGCCCGAGAGAGCAAACAAGCGUCGUCGCAAAUCUGCUAAGACGGAUGACGUUCCAGUCACUUCUCAUACUCAUGACGUCGACGGGCACAUGAUCCAGGGAGAUGUGGACCUUGUUGGCAUGGAUACUCUGAUUCGAUCGAGAGUAUCAGCUGCCAAAGCCAUGGGCCUGAUUAUGUCCUUUAUUCCGGUUGCCAGCCUAGCCGAGUACGACCAGCUACUUCUCGCCGGUAUCUCAGACCGGGCUUCGUCCACACAGCUUUCAGCAUGCAUGAUCAUUGACGAGUACGCUACCAACGGCCCUGCAGAAGGAGCACAAAGAUACGCGGCGCCUCUUCAGAAGAUUAUUGAGACUGAACGUCCUGCUCACUACGGCGACCUAGUCAGCUUCAUGCACCGGGUCCGAUCUCAGUGUCAACAGCUUCUCAACAUGUUCCGCGACCACGGCAAAGUGUCUAGUGGUCGGCUCCCAACACUGGCUGUCCUGGUUCAGGGUGACGAGCAAGCAGGUCCAGGUGCCUUCUCCAUUGCCGUUGCAGACAAGGUUGUCGGAGAGGAUUUCGACAAGCUUAAGAAGGCCAUGUCUCCAGGACAACGUCUAGUUGCCAGCCAGAUGCUGAGCGAGGCCAGAGAAGUUGCCGUGUCUGCGAUUACCGACGCGAAGGCCGCCAAGGACUCACGAGACGUCCGUAUCAAAGCAGGCGCAGCAUGCGCAUUGGUUGCGAUCAAGGCCCUGCCCAAGAAGCCCAGCCCACUGAUCAAGGGCAUCAUGGACAGCAUCAAGACAGAAGACAACCAAGUGCUUCAGAGCCGGUCAUCAGCGACCAUUGCAAGACUUGUGCAAGUGUUCAACGAGAUGGGUCGUCGCGGACCGGCCGACAAGGUUGUUUCCAACCUGAUCAAAUUCUCUUGCGUGGAAGUUGCCGAAACUCCAGAGUUCACUGUCCAUGCAAGCAAGACAGAUUGCGUGCUUUCAAUGCAGAAAGAAGAAGAUCGAGUCGAUCAUGCAGACGCUGCCAAGUGGGCAAAAGAAGUCAAGGCUGCUCGCAUCACCCGUCGUGGCGCCAAAGAGGCGCUGGAAAUCCUCUCCAAGACCUACGGCGCCGAGCUGCUCACGGCCGUGCCUACCAUUAGGGUGUUCAUGGAGGAUCCUCUUGUCAAGGCAUUCUCUGGCGCAUUGCCGGCUGAGGCCAAGGACCCCGAGAAUACCUUUGGCCAAGAGAUCGUCGAUGCUUUGUCCCUGAUUCGAACGCUCAUGCCCACUCUUGACAAGGCCAUACAUCCAUUUAUCAUGGAAAAGGUUCCUUUAGUCAUUAAAGCCCUGCAUUCUGAGCUUUCUGUCUUCCGCUACAUGGCAGCGAAAUGUAUGGCUACUAUCUGUAGCGUCAUCACAGUCGAGGGUAUGACAGCCCUUGUGGAGAACGUCUUGCCAUCCAUCAGCAAUCCUAUCGACCUCAACUUCCGUCAAGGUGCGAUCGAAGCCAUUUACCACUUGAUUGCCGUGAUGGGCGAUGCUAUCCUUCCUUACGUUAUCUUCCUCAUUGUUCCCGUUCUGGGCCGCAUGAGCGACUCAGAUAACGAAAUUCGUCUGAUUGCGACAACGUCUUUUGCAACCCUCGUCAAACUCGUGCCCCUGGAGGCAGGCAUCCCAGACCCUCCUGGACUGUCUGAAGAGCUGCUCAAGGGCAGAGACCGCGAACGAACAUUCAUUUCCCAACUGCUGGACCCCAAGAAAGUGGAAUCGUUCCCGAUUCCCGUCGCUAUCAAGGCAGAACUUCGUUCAUACCAACAAGAUGGUGUCAAUUGGCUUCACUUCCUCAACAAGUACCAUUUGCACGGCAUCCUUUGCGACGACAUGGGUCUUGGAAAGACCUUGCAAACCAUCUGCAUGGUUGCCAGCGACCAUCACCAGCGCGCCGAAGAGUACGCGAAGACAGGCGCACCCGAUGUUCGCCGUCUCCCAUCUCUGGUCGUCUGCCCUCCUACAUUGUCCGGUCACUGGCAGCAGGAGAUCAAGACUUACGCACCCUUCUUGAGCGUCACUGCCUACGUUGGCCCGCCAGCCGAGAGAAAGAGCAUGAAGGAUAACCUGGACAAGACUGAUAUCGUCGUUACCAGCUAUGAUGUCUGCCGAAACGACGCCGAUGUUCUUGCAAAGUACAACUGGAAUUACGUCAUCUUGGAUGAGGGACACUUGAUUAAGAACCCGAAGGCCAAGAUCACGAUUUCUGUCAAGAAAUUGGCCAGCAACCACCGACUGAUUCUGACCGGAACACCUAUCCAAAACAACGUAUUGGAGCUCUGGUCCUUGUUCGAUUUCUUGAUGCCUGGCUUCCUUGGUGCUGAGAAGGUCUUCUUGGAUCGGUUCGCCAAGCCCAUCGCCGCAAGUCGCUUCAGCAAGGCAUCUUCCAAGGAGCAAGAAGCGGGUGCUCUGGCUAUCGAGGCUCUCCACAAGCAAGUCCUGCCAUUCCUUCUGCGACGCCUCAAGGAGGAGGUUCUAGAUGACCUCCCGCCCAAGAUUUUGCAGAAUUACUACUGCGACUUGAGCGACCUUCAGAAGAAGCUGUUUGACGAUUUCACCAGAAAGCAAGGCAAGAAGCUGCAAGAAGAGGCCGGCCGUGAGGACAAGGACGCCAAGUCACACAUCUUCCAGGCCCUGCAGUACAUGCGAAAGCUCUGCAACUCUCCAGCCAUGGUCAUGAAGCCUGGACACGGCAUGUACGAAGAGACCCAGCGCAUCCUUAACAAGCAAGGCACCAGUCUCGAGGAUCCGGUUCAUGCACCCAAGUUGACCGCUUUGCGAGACCUACUUGUCGAUUGCGGCAUUGGUGUGGAAGAAGCCGAGUCGAAUGAUCCCCUGUAUCAGCCAAUCAAGCCUCAUCGCGCCCUCAUCUUCUGCCAAAUGAAGGAGAUGCUGGACAUGGUCCAGAAUACGGUGCUCAAGACCAUGCUGCCAGGCGUCACCCACCUUCGUCUAGAUGGUGGAGUCGAAGCCAACAAGCGUCAGGAUAUUGUCAACAAAUUCAACAGUGACCCAUCAUACGAUGUCUUGCUCCUGACCACCAGUGUCGGAGGUUUGGGACUCAAUCUGACGGGUGCCGACACAGUCAUUUUCGUUGAACAUGACUGGAACCCGCAAAAGGAUAUGCAGGCCAUGGACAGAGCUCAUCGUAUCGGUCAGAAGAAGGUCGUCAACGUAUACCGGCUGGUGACCAGAGGCACUUUGGAAGAGAAAAUUCUAAGCUUGCAACGCUUCAAGAUCGAUGUCGCUUCCACUGUGGUCAAUCAGCAGAACGCGGGCCUGGCUACGAUGGAUACAGAUCAAAUUCUUGAUCUCUUCAAUCUUGGGGACACAGGACCCAGUCUCAUAUCAGACAAGCCGCAAAACUCGAUGGAGGGUAGAGAGGAAGACAUGGUGGAUAUCGAAACGGGAGACGUCGUCACGGGCAAGCAACCCGGCAAGAAGGCUUGGCUUGAUGAUUUGGGCGACCUAUGGGAUAAUCGCCAGUAUGAGGAGAGUUUCGAUCUGGAUGGUUUCUUGAAGACCAUGCAUACUGCAAGAUCUCCCUCAUUUUUCCUGUCUCGCCCAGAAAAACAAGCCCCUGGGCCUAUGGCCAUGAAUGGGGGAUCGUCGGGCCUUGUACAAUUCCUCUCGGAUCUGCAUCUCGAGGCCAGCAAAGACUACUCGACCUUUGACUUUCCCGUCACGGCACCCUUUCUUUUACUUUCCGGCGAUGUCGGCAGCCUAUCUGAAUACGACAGCUAUCUCGGGUUCAUCCGGUGUCAGACGGAUCGGUACGAGGGUGUUUUCCUAGUUCUUGGCAAUCACGAGUUUCAUGGCCUCACGUACGGCGGGACACUCGCAGAGGCGGCAAGGCUUGAAGCAGAGCCGUCGUUGAGAGGGAGGUUGCAUGUGCUCCACCGCCGCGGGUUUGAUAUCCCCGGUUCCAACGUGAGCAUCCUGGGAUGCACCCUAUGGACGAUGGUCCCUGAGAAGGCGGGAGCCGCGGUCGUGGGAAGGGUCAAGGAUUUCCAGCACAUUGAGGGAUGGAGUCUUGAGGCACACUGCGCGGCUCACAAGGCGGACUUGUGUUGGUUGAAGAGAGAGGCGAGGGAAGCGGUGGCGCGUGGGAGAGAGGUUGUUGUUGCGACUCACCAUGCUCCUUCGCUGGAGGGGACGUCGGAGCCUAGGUUUGAGGGGAGCCCUUGGUCUUCGGCUUUCGCAACGGAUUUGUUGGAGGAAGUAGGGAAUUCUGUUCCGAUGAUCUGUUGGGUGUUUGGGCAUACCCACUUUUCGACAGAUACGGUUGUGAAGGGUGUCAGGGUUCAAGAGUUGAAGUGCCUUACGGCUGAUCUCAUAGCUGAGCUCAGCUACCGGGAUAACAAUACGGCGGCGGGCAAAAUCCAGAACAUUCCACUCAACAACAUCGCUUUCAAAGUCAACAACCGAUGCCCACAUCAGCUGGAGGCAAUCACGCAUAUGCAUCACAUUGCUGAAACAUUUCGCCAAGAUGCCUGUCGACUACAGCAAAUGGGUGUGUUUUACAUCACCCACUCUCUCACGUCCAUGCUCGUUGACGCGCUGGAGCUCAGCGACGACUCGGAUGUCGAGGUCCACCCCAACGUCGAUAAGCGCUCAUUCAUCCGCGCAAAGCAGAACCAAAUCCACCAGGAGCGACUGCAGCGCAAGCACCAAAUCGAGACGCUCAAGUACGAGCGCAUCAUCAACGAUGGCCUGAUGAAGCGCAUCUCCAACCUGUUGGACGCCCUCAAGUCCCAUGCCUCCGAGGCCGAGACCCGAAACCCCGGCGAGGUCGCCUUUCAAGCCGUCAUGGAAUCCGCCGGCAAGCCCGAAGACGACCAGCCGCCCCCGCGCCCCGAGGGAAUCCACGCCGACUCAGAGCCGCUGCCCAGCUUCUCCAAGAUGAUGGCCGUGCUGUUGGACCAAGUUAACAAGGAGCUGGACGAGAAGAAGCCCGAGAACCGUUACAAGGCCAUGCUCGAGGGUGUCGAGGGACACUUAACCAAGGUGCAGAAUCUUCAAAAGGAGCUAUUUGCCAAGCUAGCCGAGCUGGAGAAGGAAGAGGGACGCAAGAUCACGAGCGAGGGCAUUCACACGGGCUUUGACAGCUCGCACGUCAACAAGUCCAAGGAUACGGAUAAGAAGGAGGAGCAGCGCAAGCCGGAGCUUCUGAACCCCAACUUUGACAUGACACAGUCCCUUCCGGCCAAGUCGACCCAAUCGUACGACGACGAUGAGGAGAUUGAGGCAUCGCCCGCCGCUAAGAAGUUUGCGCAGAUCAAGGCCGACGACUACACAUCCAGCGCUCAGUACCUGUCCAAGAACCCGCAGAUCCUGACGGAGCGGGAGACGGACGGCCUCCUGGUCCUCGCCUUCGACGCCGCCCUCGAGAGCAAGGACGACUUUUGCCGGCAGUGCGUCCACCAGGCGCUGCUGCUGCAGUACUGCAGAGCGCUGGGCAAGGACGGCGUGGGCAUGUUCUUCAAGCGCAUCACGACAAAGGGCCACCAGGCGCAAGAGGUGUUCUUCAAGGACGUGCAGGAUACGUACGGCAAGAUCAGGAACCGGGCGCGGGAGAUUGUCAAGGAGCGCGCCAGCGAGCCCGAGGGCGUGGAGCAGAUUCAGCUGCACGCGGUGGAGCCCGGCACGGAGAUCAAGAUUACCAUUCCGCCCAAGGACAGCGAGGACCCCGCCGUGAAGGAGGGCCGGAACAUUUUUGAGACUUUCAGCGCCGACUUUCAGAAGGCUCUGGAGAGUGGAAGCCUGGAUGAGGUCAACAAGGUGUUGGGCAAGAUGAAGGUUGAAGAGGCCGAGGACAUCGUCGGCAAGCUUGGAGACGCCGGCAUCUUGAGUCUGGAGGAGCAGAUUAUCGACGCCACGACAGAGGAGGGACAAAAGGCUCUCAAGGACAUGGAGGCGGCGCAGGCCGGUUCCGAAUCCGGAUUCGCGCCGGACCCUGAAUAA
Messenger RNA from Colletotrichum lupini, 9609 nucleotides. RefSeq names its product SNF2 family domain-containing protein. The record is from RefSeq and is a predicted model, not a curated record. Gene Ontology annotation, molecular function: protein kinase binding; ATP binding; ATP hydrolysis activity. The coding region runs from base 1 to 9609 and encodes 3202 amino acids. The transcript is spliced from 20 exons. Lineage: Eukaryota; Fungi; Ascomycota; Sordariomycetes; Glomerellales; Glomerellaceae.